This is a messenger RNA of Pseudomassariella vexata, 1023 nucleotides long. RefSeq lists its product as uncharacterized. NCBI's taxonomy places the organism in Eukaryota, Fungi, Ascomycota, Sordariomycetes, Amphisphaeriales, Pseudomassariaceae. The transcript has 2 exons. The record is from RefSeq and is a predicted model, not a curated record. The coding region runs from base 142 to 1023 and encodes 293 amino acids.
UCUGCAUUUUCUCCGUGGUCGUGCCAUCGACACGUUGUACUGGAUCGACGCACUCUGCAUCAACCAGCGUGAUAUUCCUGAACGCAACAGGCAGUUACGUAUGAUGCCGCACAUUUAUUUUAGGGCUAGCGUCGUUGUAGUAUGGCUGGGCAAGAACUACUUGAAACAUCAGAGGGGCCGUCACACCUCCAUGGGCUUGGCGACUUUACACCUUCCGGACCAGAUCCCGAAGCUUCAUCAAAAUCAGACGAUGCUCAAAGCCAACAGGUAGCCACGGCUAGCUCAGACGAAGGUGCCGAGCAUGAGGCAAUGGCGAGGGACCUAUGCAUCGAUAACUACUGGAAUAGAUUAUGGAUUGUCCAAGAGAUCGGGCAGGCGCAACGAAUCGAAGUGUGCUUUGGCAAAGAAAGGAUAAAUUGGGACGACUUCAUUCACUUCAUCACUAUGCACAACGUCGAGAGUUCCGGGCCCCUGAGACUCAAUCGGCAAAGAAAGGAGAAGUACCAAGGACAGAAUACCUUCCGUAGACUGCUGGAGGUCCAUAAGGAAGCCUCGCGCCAAGAACCAAGGGACAAGAUAUACGGCUUGGUCGGUUUGGCAUCUGAUGCUCGGGGUUUCCCUAUGGAUUACGACAAGUCUCUCCUCGAGGUCUGGUCCGAUGUGAUGGAGUUCAUGAACGAACGCCACUUGCUUGAACAGUCUGAAAUCGUUUCGGUUGCGGCGUUGGUUAAAUAUCUGCUUAUGGGCACAACAUGUCCGCCUAUUCAGCAAAUCGCGCGGCCGUAUAUUCCCGAGUCCGGUGACAACAUUCUGAUAGAAAAUAUAAAUAGCCGGAGGGUAUUUAAGCUGCAAGCUUACGUGAUCGGAUGUGUCAAGUAUGUCGGUCCUUCUCCUAACGAAAUCAUUGCAAGCCUCGAAAAGACGGAUGUUUGGACACAAUGCGUUGAAGAGAACUUCAGAAAAGAGCUCAGCGAUGCCCACUACCAGAGUGACAAGCUGCAUCGUACAGUGGACCGCCUCUGA